Mugil cephalus (flathead mullet) is the source of this 2830-nucleotide messenger RNA. RefSeq names its product deoxynucleotidyltransferase, terminal, interacting protein 2 (gene dnttip2). Gene Ontology annotation, cellular component: nucleolus. The transcript has 7 exons. The coding region runs from base 90 to 2606 and encodes 838 amino acids. Lineage: Eukaryota; Metazoa; Chordata; Actinopteri; Mugiliformes; Mugilidae. Gene Ontology annotation, biological process: RNA processing. The record is from RefSeq and is a predicted model, not a curated record. Gene Ontology annotation, molecular function: RNA binding.
AUUUUUCGUUCAUCGAUUAGUCGAGUCUGACCCAUAUAGGAAUCUCGCUCCUUUAACACCGGAAGUGAGGAGGGAACGCAGCUUUCAAGAUGGUGGCCACCAGGAGAGGAGUACGCGUGUACUCCCCAACUAAAACAAACCCAGAUCAGCCCCCUGAUGUUCAGGCCACUCCUUCCGCUGGUCGAAGAACCAGGAGUGCUGCCAAACAAGCAGGGAGCCCUACCCACGAUGGCCAGGUGUUGGCCUGCAGCCAGAGUGAGAACAGUGACCGAAGUCCUCCAGAAUGUCCUCUGACCUCCAGAGGAAGGAGAUGCGCCAGAGUAUCCAGACUCCACAGUCCAGAGCCCUCCACACCGGUGGGCUCCACCCACGAAUGCAACAUAUCCGACAUGGAGUCGGCCUGCUCUAUAGUGUCCGACAACGAAGUGCCGUUAACAAGCACCAGGGGGAGGAGGAGGCAGCCACGCACCGUAAAUCGUGAAGAUGAGGAGACAUCUGAGGUGGAGUCGUGCUCUUCUGUGGUAUCUGCGUCAAAGCCUGUCCGAAGCAGCCGCCGGAGCACGAGAAGGAAGACAGUUCCUGAAAGUCCAGCUCAGGAUGUCAAAGAAGACGUGGUGCGGGACACGGAGUCCUGCAGCUCCGUGGUGUCUGAAUCCCAUAGAGUCACUAGAAGCCAGAGAAAAACUACUCGCACCAGAUCGUCUUCCAAACAACAAACCGAGGACUCGGAGAUCUCGGACGUUGACAGCUGCGUUUCCAGUGUCUCAGGAGUUGAAACUUUAAAGUCUGCUACACGAAGAUCUACGAGAGCCCGAAAGCCAACACGUCCUAUUCCCAUGUAUCUGGAAGAGUUGUCGGAAAGCUCAGAGUCUCCUUCCCAGACAGGUCGACGGACUAGGUCAGCAAGAGGGAAGGCAGCAGUGGAUUCAGACUCUGAGGUGCAUUCUCCAGUGGGCAGCCCCUGCUCCACACAAAGCAGAGGGACCCCCUGCAGCAGCCGCACAGGCUCAGGGAACAGCAGCAGAGGAGCUCGGGCCUCCAGGCGCUCACUCAAAGAGUUUAGUGUCGUUGUAGAGCGAGCUGAGGACAAUUCGCUAGAUGACUCUAGGUUAGAAAACACAGUGAUCGAGGAUGCAGACUGCACACUGGUGGAGGAAGAUAUCACAUCCAGUGAAGGCGGUGCAAAAGAAGAGAAGAUAAAUAUCAUCUCUGAAGUUUGCCAUGUCUCCCCCUCAUUAUCAGAAGCUGUUAGUCAUCCUGCAGUGAGGGUCAGAGACCAGCAGGAGGAGCCGUCCGCUGAAAGGAGAGACGAGGACACUCCACAGAUGGAAAUGAUGCAGGAAACGGAGCCGGUAAAGCCUUGCCCAUCAGUGAAAGUCACAGUAUGUGAGAGGGCCUCUGAAAUCACUGAAGAGGCUGAAAAGAAGCACGAAGUUAUGGACGCAGCUCAUGUGGACGCCCACGCAUCACAGACUGGUCAGCCUCUGGAUGAGGAUGAUGAGGACAAAAUGGAAGUUAGCACAGUGAAUACAGAUGCUGAGGUUGAGUCCAUUCAGGUAACGUCGAGCCGGCAGCUCAAGAUCACUGUAGAUUUUGAGCCUGAACCGCAGAUUAAAGACGUCACUGUCCAGAAGACAAAGACAAUCAGCCUGCUGGACAGCAGUGAUGACGACGAUGAGGAGGAGGAGGAGGAGGAGGAGGAGAGGGAAGUUUCUGAAGAUGAGGGUUUGGGGUACAGGAAGGAGGAGAGGGGCGAACCUUCCAACAGGUCAGACGAAGCAGCCGCAUCAGUUGAAGGGCUGUUUGUGAUUGACACGAGGCCCGGACAAGAUGCUGAUGAACAUUACCUCAGAGAGGGGCGAAGCGCGGAGGAGGCCACGACGUCCGCCAAAGAAGCCGAGGGGGAGGAGGACGAUGAGGAGUUUGUAGACGAGGAGGGGGACGACGAUGACGACGACGAAGGUUCAUCACUGCUGUUUUCCAGUAGAGAUCCUCAUUUGAAAGAGUUGUCCAGCCGUAUUGACCCUGGCAUCAGAGUGAAGGAGCUCGGGGGCUUAUACAUCAGUUUUGAUGGCAGCAAAUCAAAUCCUGCCUCCAGUUCACUGCAGAAACUAAAGGAAAAGAAGAUCCAAGAUGAGGUGAUGAAGAAAAGUGUUAUUGGACCAGACUUUGCGAAGAAGGAUGCGGUGCCUCCAUACAGUGAAUCCAAGCAAGCUUUAAAGUUGAAACACAGAGCAGAGAAGGCGAAAUCAACAGGAGAUGGGUGGUUUAACAUGAAGGCCCCUGAGCUCACCCAGGAGCUGAAAGGGGACCUCCAAGUCCUGAAGAUGAGAGGGUCUUUGGAUCCCAAGAGAUUCUACAAGAAGAAUGACAGAGAUGGCUUUCCCAAAUACUUUCAGGUUGGUACAGUGGUGGACAGCCCGGUCGACUUCUAUCAUUCCCGUAUUCCCAAGAAGGAGAGGAAGAGAACGAUGAUGGAGGAGCUGCUGCAGGAUGCUGAGUUCAGGCAUAAAAACAAAAAGCGGUACCAGCAGAUCAUGGCAGAGAAAGCAGCACAAGCAGCCGGCAAGAGGAACAAGAUGAAGAGUAAAUUCCACAAGAAGUGAAUCUGAAGACUUGAUGAACACUGACUCUUUUUAUAAAUACUAAUAUUCAGUUGUUGAACAUCGUGGCUUCUAAAGAGGAAAUUAAAUAUGAUGAACAUGCUUCUAUUAAUUACUUAAACACAAUUCCACUGAAUAAUGUAGUUUCUUUAAAGAUUUGCUGUACAAUAAUCCCUCACUCUAAAAGGACAUGGCAUCAGAUGAUAAUUAAAAUAUUUUUGAGUGAC